This is a messenger RNA of Nannospalax galili (Upper Galilee mountains blind mole rat), 877 nucleotides long. RefSeq names its product translation initiation factor IF-2-like. The record is from RefSeq and is a predicted model, not a curated record. The transcript has a single exon. Bases 118 to 867 code for a protein of 249 amino acids. Lineage: Eukaryota; Metazoa; Chordata; Mammalia; Rodentia; Spalacidae.
GACCCAGAAAUAGACUCCCACAGAGUUGCAAGGCACAGGCCGUGCCCUGCCCCGCACGCACGCGCGCAGGCACCAGCGGCACACAGACCAGGCGUUGGCCAGGGCGCUAACAUCCACAUGCACACCCACAGUCACUGCGCCGUGCCACAAAAGGGUGCGGACACACAGCGUGCACACACAUCUGCAGCCGCCCGCGAGCCCGCCUGGUCCGGCACACCCACCGCAACCGGCCCUGGGACUGGAGCAAGGCCUCCUCGGGGCUUGGGCUCCCCCCGGAUGCCUUCCAGCGAAUGUUUCCCUACUUGGCCUGCCUGGUCUCUGGGGAUAGGGCCUCAGAAAUGCGGCAGGAGCCACUGGGGGGUGGGGGGGGUUGGAACUGCCUGUUCCCUGCCUGCGAAUUCCCCAGCCGAGAAACUAUUUGUGGCGAGGGCCGGGUGGCCGAAGAGCCCCCCGCCAGCUCCCCUGUGUCCCCUCCCCGUGCUGCCACCGGAGCGGCCUGGCCGCAGCGCUGCUGCCCAGUGCCCAGCCUCUGGCGGGUCGGUGCGCCUCGCCGCCGGUCGGCGCGGUCUGGACCCCCGGGGUGCAGGGCGCACGGGCGGGCUGCUCCGACCCCGCCGCGUCCGCGGGCAGACCCCGGGCCGCCGGACUAUUUCUGUCUUAUCAGUGCAGGAAUGCGGCAGCCGCGGCGGUGGCGGCGGCGGGCGGGCGGCGGCGGCGUGGGCUGUGGGCCGUCAGGGCAGCCCUGAAGGGGCCCCCUCCCCACUCCGCUCGAGUAGAAGUGUGAGAGAGCCCAGCAGGACUCAGAGGGGAGAGUUGGAGGAAAAAAAAGGCAGAAAAGGGAAAGAAAGAGGAAGAGAGAGAGAGUGAGAGGAGCCGC